UUGCCGGGCUUUCGUUGUAAGCAGGUCAGAAAAUCUGGCAGUAAAAGAGUAAGAAGAGAAGUAAAAUUAUAUAUAAAGUCUGAGGAACCGGUUCCUGGUGAACUUACAAUAUGUAUUUGUAGUAAAUGGUAUUUGGAUUGCAAGCGGAUAUCCAUUUACGUGAGUACCAAAAACGAGGUGGCAACUGAUUCUUUAAUACGGGAUUCAAUCGCGAGACAGAAAAGUGUCUUUGUUCCACAUUUUCGACGGGGUUCUAAUCAAAUGGAUAUGUUCAAAUUGCAGUCAGUUGAGGAAUUCUGCAAUCUGCAACCCACACUUUGGGGUAUCCGUCAGCCAUUAAAUCCUGAUAGCAAACUUGGUUGGAAAAAUUUUGUAAAUUUAGGUCCAUUCGAUGUUGUUAUAGUACCAGGUGUAGCCUUCACCGAGGACGGCCACCGUUUAGGUCAUGGAAAAGGCUAUUACGAUCGGUUUUUAUCGGAACACAACCAACUUUAUGGUUGCUUACCAUUUACUGUUGGUCUAGCUUUGGAACAUCAGUUAGUAAAGACUCUUCCAACCACGGAUAAGGAUGUUUGUUUAAAUAUGAUACUCAGUGCUAACAAACAUUAA
Messenger RNA from Enterobius vermicularis (human pinworm), 609 nucleotides. NCBI's taxonomy places the organism in Eukaryota, Metazoa, Nematoda, Chromadorea, Rhabditida, Oxyuridae. The record is from the annotation of a GenBank genome assembly.